AUGCCUCCGGGUUCGACAGGCAACUGGGCCGAUGAGCGCGUCGCCCUCAGCGGCACUGGCGUGGGCGAGGAGUUCCUGCGCCGCGCGGCGUGCCACGACGUCGCCGCGCGCGUGGCGUACGGCGGAGCGACCCUGCAAGAGGCUGUGCGCGCCGUCGUGUUUGACAACUUUGCGCCGGGGGACGGCGGGUUUGUUGGGGUCGACAGGGACUACAACAUCUCAAUGGAGUUCAACUCUGGCGGCAUGGCGCGCGCAGCGGCGGACCACACGGGGCGACGAGAGGUGGCCAUCUUCAAGUGA
Molecule: messenger RNA, 300 nt
Organism: Monoraphidium neglectum
Lineage: Eukaryota; Viridiplantae; Chlorophyta; Chlorophyceae; Sphaeropleales; Selenastraceae
Product: Isoaspartyl peptidase/L-asparaginase
Exons: 2
Coding region: 1-300 (99 amino acids)
Molecular function (GO): hydrolase activity
Source: RefSeq, a predicted model, not a curated record